ACCGCAUCCAGCAGCGCAAACUUAGUUUAGCCCGCCUGCUGUUUCGCUGCGCGUGUCAUGCCAUUGCGACACGCCUUGAUUCGCUCCUAGCAUCCUGCUCCCGUCUUGUCUCGUCUCCGUCGACAACGAUAAACGGCCGCAACCCUCGCCGCAGUCCCACCACUGACAUCCAUCGUCACCUGCGCGAGCCACCCGCUGCCACGCCAGGCCGCUCAAGGUUUCCCAGUCGUUCCCGUCUCGUCGGCGUGAGAGCUGCCUGUCCGCCCCGGAGCAUGCUCCAGUGCCAGCGUGUGGGAAUUAGCCUUCUCUUUCCUCCGCCGUGUCAAAUCAAGCCAUGGCCGAGCGCUCUCUCUUCGAUGCCCGGCCCUCGACUCCCACCGGUCCCUCGAGGACAUACAAACAAAGCACCUCAAUGAAGGCCCUCAACACCAACCCGCCCAAGCACGACACCUUCUUCGACGAUGCCACGCCCGUCGACGCCGUGAACGGCACCCCCAAGCACGACCCCCUGCGCGACUCCCAUGACCUAUCCUUUGCAGAGGUCGGCAAUGUCAGAGACUCGGUCGUGGAUAACAUGCUCUUGUCGCUCGACCAAUUCUCCUCUGGAAACCUGUUUGGCAGCCCCGGCCCCCGCUACCACCACUACGCCGACGACGACAACACCAACAGCAGCAGCUUCCUCCGCGACACGUCUUUCCGCCCGCCCGGCGCCCGCCACCGCGGCCACACGCACACGUCGUCGCGCUCGUCCGACUACGACGCCUCGCUCGACGACUACGCCCGCUACACGGUCCACCACUCGCGCGCCCGUCGCAGCAACAGCAGCAACAACAUCAACAGCAGCAACAACGGCCUCCUCUCGCGGCGGGGGAGCACCAGAGACGGUCCUUCGGGUCGGCAGGUCAACGGUUCCUACGGCCAGCUGGGCCAUCUGCGAGGCGGAAACACAAAGGGCAGCAUGGGCAGCGGGUCGUCGAGCAUGGAUUUUGGCCAGUCGGGCAUCUUGGGCAAUCAGCGGCUGGGCUUUGGGAAGCGCUCUGCGAGUUUUGACCAUAGCAAUGCAAGCGAGCGGGGGCGCAUCUCGCCACUCAAGGUCGAGUCCGUCCUGGACCGAGACCGUGUCGCGUACCAGACCUACCAUGAUGAUUACGAUGCCGCGCCAGAGCCAACCGUUCCGGCUGGUCCCCGACGAGUCCAGGAACCGCCGCAAUCCCCGCUAGCCCUUCCCCCGCAACCCUCGUACGCUUCGUCGCAAGCCUCUAGGCCUGGCCGCAGAGGUAGCGCCCACUCAAACACUAGCUACAAGACCUUGCGGAAAAACAAAAGUCAACCCGGGCCAAGCAUGCGAGCACAGGCCGAGGAGUUUGUCAACGCCAGCAGAUUGCGAGACCUUCCUCCCGUACCCUCGUGGCAAGACUCACUGACCCCCUCACCCGGCGUAGUCACCAGAAGCCCAUUGUUUUCUCCACAACCCCCGUCGACGGCAUCGGCGGCCGCAACAAUAACAACAGCAGCAACAACAACAACAACAACCACAGCGGCCGCCUCGUCAAGCUCCAAGCCUGGCUUCUUUCGCCGUGUCUUUGGCGGAGGAUCUGCAAAACCACAAGCGCAGCCAUCAAAUACCUCAACACUAUCAAACGCGCCACAAACAGAGUCAAUGCCACCCCCCAACAAGCUGCACACGGCAGAUGUCAAUUCGAUAUAUUCGUCCAAUCGACCACGCACCACACCCAACACCAGCACUGCGGCCCAAACCAGGCCCAUACCCAAAGCCCCCCAAACCGCAUCCUCUUCGCAUGCCGACACCCAACAGCCGUCCCAAGCGCCCACGCUAGGCAAGAAGCCAUCUUCCUUUUUCAGGCGUCGCAAGAAGUCGCUGUCCGAAAGCACCAAGCCCCCAGCCAUGGCUCUGGAUCACUCCCCACCACCGAGGCCCGUCUUACCCACCCAGCCCAGCCCAGGUGUCAGCAGUCUACGCAAGGUUAUGAACCCAUACCUGAAUGAUGCGGGGCGCACUGGCGACAAGACGCCGCGGGACCAGCAGCCCGAGGAUGACGUCGCAGACGACGACGAGCGCCCACAGGGCUUCUCCCCUGGCUACAAGCCCCACAAGGAUGCGACCGUUCGCACCGUGAACCCUGGCUCGCAAGGCCAUGAACAGACGCCCCCUGCCUCCCGUCACGAGCAAUUGAAGGUCUCUCAUCUGAGCAGUGCAAAUAGCCCCAAGCUGAAACUGAAACUGAAACACGGCAAGUCCACCAUCCCCGCCCCCCAGGAAGACAGCUUCCUUGCAGACAGCAGCAGCUGCAACGAAGAUCGCAGCGGUCGCGCGACACCCAUGGGUGAACAGAGUGGUGCGGAUGAAGUCCAGAGGCCGAGCCCUGGACCCACUUGGACCUUUCCCAAGCAGGCAGAGGGCAUGACCACCACCUCCACCACCACCACCAACAACAACAAGCCAUCAGACGACCAGCGCGCCGACCGGCUAUUGCCACACGAAGGCCCAGCAUCGAGAAGCGGCUCGGUAUCACAGUCCGCAUCCGCAUCCGAAGUCGAGGAUGACGGCUGGGUCAUUACCGAAGCAUCAGACAAGCUCUUCUCGUCGGGCAACAGGACCCCCGCCGAAAAGCGUGUAUGGCUCGAUACGACUGUUUCGGACGCUCUCGGCGAUACUACGGAUGACCUGGCUCUUCCUUUAGAGGGCAUAUUAUCGUUACAACCAUCACUGGACAAGUCGUUUUCCGCCUCUCCUAAGACGCAGACACCAACCACGCCCAAUGACAUAUUCUAUCUGGCAAACGAGCUGCCUAUAGUACAGGUUGAAAGCCGAGAUUCCGAAUCCGAAGCCAUGCCCACACAGGUUGAUGACCGGUCGUUGCACAGUGAGCCCACCGACGCCGAGCGUGAACGGGCGUUCCAGAUCUACAACGGAGACGACUCAUCUGGACUCAAGACACAGGCAGCUGCCAUGCUGGGCGAUGUUGGCCUCCCCAGCACCCGAACACGCAAGGCUUUCAUGGACUUGUUCGACUGGACUGGCUUCAAUAUCCUGGCUGCCAUGCGUGACCUUUGCGGCAAGAUUAUCCUCAAGGCCGAGACACAGCAAGUGGACCGCAUUCUCAUGAGCCUCUCGGAGCGCUGGUGUGAAUGCAACCCCAACCAUGGUUUCAAAGCAGUUGAUGUUGUGCACACCAUCUGCUACUCCAUUUUGCUUUUGAACACGGACCUGCAUUUAGCCGAUAUUGAAUCCAGGAUGACACGUAGCCAGUUUGUUCGCAACACGCUGCCUACCGUUAUACGUGUGUGCCAGGACGCCAUCAAGGCUGCAGGCGACGAGACACUGAGGCCCCAGUCUACGCAUUGCCGUAGACCUUCACUGCCCUGGAACGACAAAUCCGAGCCCAGUUCGCCAGGCCACGAGACUGCCCAUCUCACUACGGAUGGAUUAGAGGAGUCUACCGAUGCUAGGAAGACUCGCAGCCGGCUUUCUAUCCGACCACCUCCCAGGAGCGGCUCCGAGGGAAUGUCUACCUUUGACUCGGCCAUGUCCGAGUCCAACACACUUGUCAACACGCCUUACAAUGGCCCCAUGAAGGGAUGGGAAUUCCAGGUCGAGACGGUGCUCAAGGAAUUCUACGACUCGAUCCGCAAGCAACGGCUGCCUCUCCACGGGUCCUCGGAUCUUGUUGUCCACCAUCAGCCUUCGAACAACAACCUUUCUGUUUCUGGCAUGCUACGCCGCACUCCAAGUGUGCUGAGCAAAGCACCUUCUGACCACACCAGUUACCGGGGCCGGUCACAAAAUGACUUGCGCAGCAUGGGUAAUCGCUGGGCUUCUAAGAACCGCUCAAAACAAAGACUGUACCCUUCAUCCACGGUAGCCUCGAGCCGAACCAGUCUCGACGAGCAGUCAGUAUGGAGUCCCGCUGGCUCGAGCACUUGGAGCCGAUACUCGUACGGCAAAACCGGCACGUCCAUGUCUGUGGAUUCGCUCGGCUCUCAUUUCGCGGCAGGCGACUAUCAACAAGCCAUUGGGUUUGCCAAUGCUCUUAGCCAGGCCAUUAUUCGCGAGGAAGGCAUGACGAUUGCGAGCGACGAAGAAUUUUCCCGCGUUGCGCCACUCCUGGAAGACGAGACUCUGGAGCUUGUGGGAGCGCCUUGGGCAAAAGAAGGUAUUCUCAAACACAAGCGACAUCUCGAAGCAGUGGACAGAAAGGCCAAGGACCGUACGUGGAACGAGUGUUUUGCAGUGGUGGAAAAGGGUUGCAUACGGCUGUUUUCCUUCAGCAUGAACUCCAAAUCCGCGAGGCAAAAGAGCAAAUUGCGGCCAUCGACGGGUGGAGUUGUGGGUGGCGGCAACUGGAUGGAUAACGCAGAAGCCCUGGACAGUUUCCAACUCCGACAGACGAUUGCGAGUGCCCUGCCGCCGCCCGGGUACUCCAAGACGCGGCCGCAUGUCUUCGCCCUGUCGCUGCCCAACGGGGCCGUUCAUUUGUUUCAGGUGGGAACACCUGAUAUCUGCCGAGAAUUUGUGUGUACCAUUAAUUACUGGUCUGCACGUCUCUCGAAGGAGCCCUUGACGGGUGGUGUCAGCAGCAUGGAGUAUGGAUGGGGUGAAAACGUCAUCAACCCAGCUUUGAUCCGACAAGACAGCGCACCGUCGGUGCAAGGCCACAUGCCCCGUCCCAGUGUCACAAGCUCCCUUCGUAGUUCGAUGGACCAUGCCACGGGCGCGCCCAAGCCCAGACUGCCUGGUGACAAGGUGGUGCUCUCUGACUGGAGCCCACCGGCGUCGAGCAUGAUGGCCAGCACUCUUAUGGAGGUGGACCAGCUGCGAGCAUUGACUGACUACGUGAAGAACAUUGAGAACGAGCUCUCUCACCACAAUGAACUGAGGGCGCCUAUGCUCAUAGCGUUCUCACCUCGUCACCCCAAUGCGGCAAAGGCCAUGGCCAAUUGGGAGCGCAAGUCGCAGUAUCUUCUGCGGGAGAUUGUCAAGUUCCGCAUGUACAUCGACACGCUGGCCAACGCACAGGCGCAGAAACAGAAGAUUUAUGCCGAGCGCGAGGCUCGCGAGGCCGAAUUGGACGAAAGCAGCAAGGAGGCCGAGACGGGAGCAAAGGACAAUGAGGAUGAUGGUGCGAAUGAAGCCUCCAAGCCUUGUGCAUCCGAGCCCAAGUCGACGCCUCUCUUGUCUGCGCCCUUCCCCUCGCAUGCAUGAUGACCAGCACCGUUUGGUUUUGGCGUAUGCUGACGAUUGAUUUCUUUUUCACGAACAGUUACCCCUUUGAGGCGCACGAUAUGGCGGUUGCGACUUCUUCAUUCGUCGAAACCGAGUUUGCGCCAACGGCGUCCGCAUUCGGUGGCUUGAAGCCAUGCUACUUUAAUAUAAUAUGUACGAUCUUGUACGCUUCGACAUGUUGAGCUUUUUCUUCUUUUUUUUUCUCUUUCCUUCUUUCUUUCUUUCUUCUUCUUUUUUCUUCCCUAGACUUUUCCCCUAAACGAUUGCGUAUGAUUAUCGCGAGAGCCGUUUCCAGUGCGACAGCGACUCUGUAAGCGUUACAUUUUUUUUGUUUGUCAGCGUUGCAUGUGGGCUUGGGAAUGUUCAUGGUGCAUAUAAGGAGUGAAUAUUUUUGUAUUGUUGGUUGAGCGUUAUUCUUAUCAGCGAGUAGGAGAGAGAGGAGAGAGAG
Molecule: messenger RNA, 5693 nt
Organism: Exserohilum turcica Et28A
Lineage: Eukaryota; Fungi; Ascomycota; Dothideomycetes; Pleosporales; Pleosporaceae
Exons: 3
Coding region: 335-5224 (1629 amino acids)
Biological process (GO): regulation of ARF protein signal transduction
Molecular function (GO): guanyl-nucleotide exchange factor activity
Source: RefSeq, a predicted model, not a curated record